Camellia sinensis is the source of this 1374-nucleotide messenger RNA. NCBI's taxonomy places the organism in Eukaryota, Viridiplantae, Streptophyta, Magnoliopsida, Ericales, Theaceae. The record is from RefSeq and is a predicted model, not a curated record.
CACUCAAUAAAGAAUCGAAGACACAAGUUCAGGUAUCUACCACAAAGAAGGACAAUGGUGAUGGAGUCAGAUGUUCAACGAGAAGAAGAAGAAGAAGAGAAAGCAAAACAAGUCUCCAAAGAAGGAAAUGCCUCAUCUUCAACUCCAUUGGAGGUGUCUGCUACUGAAUCAGAGGGCUCUAUCAAAGGAAAUGUUCAUCCACCCUUCAACAAACAGACUAUUCACAACGUUGAUGAUCUUCUCUCAAAAUCAAAAUUUGGAGGAGUAGUGCCAUGCUUAUCUGAGAGAGCUUUAACCAACCGAAGAAAUGAGUACCCAAUACCUAACAUAGCCACAGUUGUUGAAUUCCAUAGGUCGGUACAUUGUCUGUUUCAUAUGGGGUUAACUCAGAGCGAUAUCGAACGCGGCAGGCUCUCCAUUCCUUUCCAAACAGCAGAAUUGCAUUUCCCUUCGACGAAUGGUGUAUCAAAUUAUGAGAACCAGAUUGUAAUUUGCGACAUUAGACACGACAAUUGGUACAUGACACUCACCUACAAUGCUCGGGAAAGUAGUGCCUUCAAGUUUGCGAUCACAAGCGGGUGGCAAGGGUUUGUUGAUUGCUACGGUUUAAAAGCUAUGGAUGUGAUUCGCUUCUACAAACCAUUCAAAAGAUUACACUCCAGGCAUUUCCUGAUUGAUUAUGUUAAAGCAGAAGAAAAUGCUGUUUUACCUUCUCAGAAUUCGUGCAUGAAGCAAGGCUGUGAUGAGGCUCGCGAUGAUGCUAUCUUGGAAUCAAAUUUUGGAGCCUCAUGCUCGUCUGAGAGGACCAACGAGGAGGUACAAGACCCAGAAAGUGAAUCCCAUAGGAGAAUUUUUCUCUUUGAGUUGCAGUUAAUGCUUAACGAUGUUGAACAAGGCAUGCUCUUCAUUCCUGAGCAAAGAGCAGCAAAGCAUUUCCCUCCUCUACUGACUCAUAUACCUUAUUAUAAUUACGAGCACCAGAUUGAAGUUUCCGACACUCAAAACCAGAAUUGGAAAAUGACUAUCGUCUACAAUAGCUUGUUACGUGCCUUCAUCAUUGUAAGAGGGUGGCACAGGUUUGUUGUUAGCCAUGGUUUGGAGUUCAUGGAUGUGAUUUGCUUCUACAAAACUCUCUUGCGUUUACAAGACAAGCAUUUCAUAAUCGAACAUGUCAAAAGAGGGGAAGCUGAGACAGACAACAACCCUCCUGAAUUCAAGCUGGAAAAUUUUCUGUUUGAGCUGCAAUUGACCUCAGGCUAUGUCAGUGACAACUGGCUCAAACUUCCCAAGGAAGAAGUGAGAAAUCAUUUCCCUGCAAUUGAGAUCCCACCUGGAAUAAGACUGAACUUUACUGAUGCUCGAAACAAGCAUUAG